Messenger RNA from Anguilla rostrata (American eel), 1220 nucleotides. It is a transcript of the gene c10h9orf85, whose product is annotated as chromosome 10 C9orf85 homolog. The transcript is spliced from 4 exons. The record is from RefSeq and is a predicted model, not a curated record. Bases 315 to 902 code for a protein of 195 amino acids. Lineage: Eukaryota; Metazoa; Chordata; Actinopteri; Anguilliformes; Anguillidae.
CUCAGUCUACUCACAUCGGAGAAAAAGAGAAAAAAUUCAAGAAAACGGGGCGCCCAUGGGGAAAGACGACAGCAAAUACCCGCCAAUCCUGUGAAGCUAGCAGUCGAUGAAAUGCAAAAAAAAAUCUAUACAUGUAUAAAUAAUAAAUGAUAUUAAAAAAGUAAAGGAAGACGUCUUGCCGGGUUGAAUGACGACAUUGAGUCGGCUGUUUGGUUCCGGGUAAUGCUAUGAAUGCCCUCGUAAAGCAGCCAUGUGGUUUUGACUUGGUUUUUGUCCUUACUGGAAAAUCCGUGUUUAUAGCUUAAUUGCUAACUAUGAGUUCUCAGAAAGGAAACAUUUGUCGGACGCGAGGACAGAGGUACCAGAACUCAACUGCCUUCAAAAACGAUAAGUACGGCACCAGUGUUCAAGUAAAGAAAGCAAAUGCAAAGGUCCACGAUGGUGUUUGCAAGCACUGCAAAGAGGUGCUGGAGUGGAAAGUGAAAUACAUGAAGUACAAACCCCUAACCCAGCCGCGCAAAUGUGUGAAGUGCUUGCAGAAGACGGUGAAGGACUCGUACCACAUCAUCUGCAAGACCUGCGCCCUCCAGCUGGAGCUCUGCGCCAAGUGCGGGAAGAAGGAGGACAUCGUUAUUCCGCUCCAUGUGGAAAAAGAGGAUGAGGACGAGGAGGAAGGUGGAGCUGGGGAAACUGUCCAGAAGAAGAGAGAGAGGAACAGCAAGACCAGGGCGCAGGAUGAUUACUCUGAUGACGAAGACGACUUUGACCACGAUGAUGACUUUGCCGCGGGCAGCGAUCUGGACAGCUCUGAUGGUGACACAAGGCCGAGGAAUAAACAGUGCAAGGACCCCGUGCCUGAGGUCUCCACCCUGAAGAUACAGGACACCAGCAAACUGGGAUAGUUUUUCAUAAAGAGACCCAACAUUCCACUUAACUUCCUGUCUUUGCCGUAGAGUUCCAGCAAAGACCACUACUUAAUAUUUUGUUGUUUCAUGAAUAUUCAUGAACAAGCAAGUCAAGAAUUUAUGCUAUUUUCCUUUUUGGAUGAUUAGUGGCUACAAAAAUUCAUGGUGUUUAGGACCGAGCCAAGUCAGUAAUUCUCACAAUAAGCCACAGCAGUAUUCAUUCAUUUAAUCCUGAAAGACAGCAGUAAGCAUUCUAAGAUGUCACAGUUAUUGGCCAAUUCAGAAAUAAAACAUGUAAAACGUUCUGGAAAAUCA